GUUAGACGUAUUUCUAAAUACGAAAAUUCUGACAGCGUGGAUGUCAGUCUACUUAGCUCUGCCUAUCUUAGCCAGCAGUGCUGCAAAUCCCUGGGUGUAUGGUUAUCGGAACUCCGAACUCAGGUGUGCUGUUAGGAGGGUUGUCGAUGACCUUCUGACAGCCUUGGGCUUCACAUACCGCAGCCAAGCGAAUUCAUCCCCUGCAGUAGCACCAAGCGCUGCAGCCACAGUUGGAGACGCUGGCUCAUUCAUCGAUCACGUGCAACACGGAGGCGGCUCAUUGAUCAGAAGCUUAGGGGACUGGAAGACCCCAGGGGAAUUCUUACUGGUUCCUAUUGCCAGGCCAGAGAGCUCCGGUGUGGUUUCAGAUUGUGCUAGACUUGUGUCAUCGGACUCGGUGAGGGUGCUCAGGACAUCUAGGAGUAUGGUUGAGACCUUCGCCGUCAAUAAGGGGUCAGAGGUGGUUAUUGCUAUGGAUGGGAUGAAACAUGGGUCUAGCGUGAUAUGAAUAAAAUGUGUAUAUUAUUAGUUCACUUAAAUUUGAAUUAUUGAGCGCUAUUCAAAAAUAAUGGCUAUUCUCCUACAGCAGAAAGUUUGUCCAAAAAUAGCAUAGAAAGUUACUGGGAGUCCGAUUGGACCUUGAAAUUUAUAUACUUAGC
Molecule: messenger RNA, 659 nt
Organism: Acanthoscelides obtectus
Lineage: Eukaryota; Metazoa; Arthropoda; Insecta; Coleoptera; Chrysomelidae
Source: the annotation of a GenBank genome assembly